This is a messenger RNA of Dreissena polymorpha, 2412 nucleotides long. RefSeq lists its product as uncharacterized. The transcript has 10 exons. Bases 719 to 1543 code for a protein of 274 amino acids. The record is from RefSeq and is a predicted model, not a curated record. NCBI's taxonomy places the organism in Eukaryota, Metazoa, Mollusca, Bivalvia, Myida, Dreissenidae.
CGUGACUCUUUCGCGGCAAAAUUCGUCGAAGACCCUCCGUCGAAGUCACAUGCAGUUGAAACGAAUGAUAACGCGAAAAUUUCCAUUUCGACAAUGCGCUGGUAAUUUUGGCAGAGGGCUCACGAUUAAAGCAUCAGAGCACAAGGGAUUUCAACAGCCUUGGGUGUGAAAUUCAGCAGGUCUGGAAGAGCCACCGGGCAUGACUCCAUGAUGUACUCCUGAACUACACUCACAGUGAUGAGAUGGUGUAAGCUUCUGACCACUCUAUACUGGAUGGACAGCAUUUGCCAGGAAGUGGGACUGUGUCAUGGCUUCGUUGAACCUCUGGGAAACACGCUUGUGAUGAGGCUGAAGGUCUUCGUUGGCCAGUAGGUCCAGCCACAACUCACAUGCGUCGGCCAGCAUACAUGAAUUUGACUGUGCCUUGUUUAAAGCGUCCGCUCUGGGCAACAGCUGCUUCUUCAGUUUCUCAGAACUUUCGCCACUUGACUGCUUGCGUCUGUCGUCACAGAUCGAAUCUUCAAAACGCGUCACUUCAGGACACUGUUCAGCUUGUAGGGCAAUGUAGUCCCUGAAAAGACGCGUGAAGUACGUCAACAGCCUCUUGAGCAGAAAGACGCUCCGUCGCAGGUACUGAUGGUACAGCAAUAUCUUCAGUGGGGUUACCCCGAAUGUUUGGGAACAGUGUGGAAGAGAGGUCAAAAUACAGUCGGGUAGAAUGCUAUUUGUUUGGGAACAGUGUGGAAGAGAGGUCAAAAUACAGUCGGGAAUCUCCAAACACAAAGCCACCCACGCACGGGAAGAAAAAUAUAUCUGUUGCGGCAAACCUUUUCUUAUAGAGGACCGUAUUUCUUUCAUCCUUGCCCAGCGGGUGGAGAAGCAGUUCUUGAAGCCUGAGAGGAAGAAAGCCCUGCUGCAGCUACUAGGGCAGGACUUUGUGAACAAAUACCUGCCCACUGCAAGGCGCAAUCCUUGGGUCCUAGGUAUGCCUCAGAUGACCUUAGAGGAAAAGAGCAAGAUGCUGCGAGACGCCCAGGCCUAUCUCAACAGCCAGAUAUACAAGGCCACCAAUGAAGUCGGAUAUGAACACAUGACCAAUCCAAACCACCAGGGGAAUUUGGCUCCAGAGUAUUCUGUUUUCCUGCAGCACACCUAUGCAGUGUUCAAGACAGGCCUUGAUAGAGAGCUGUACAGACAAGAAAGAGAACUCACUGGAGAUAAAAGUAUUUUUGGAAGCACCUUCACGAGAGCAAAUGAGCACAAAAAGACAAUAAACAGCCAAGCACAAAAAACGGAAAAAACAAAGAGAACCUCCAAAGAGCCUCCACAACCCUUGAUGAAGAAGGAAACUUAUGAGCAAAUAUUCGGCGACAUAUUUCAAAAUGCCCUUUUUGAAAUUUUUAAGAAUCCAAUCCAUAACAUUUUUGGAAAGUCACCUAUUAGUGUAAUAGCUGAAUAUUGUGAAAGUGACGAGUUUUUUAAAGAACGUUUUAGAUUAGUAUUUAGUGACCUGACUGAUUUUCCGUGUAACAUUGUUGUCUGAUGAUAGAGAAAUGCUUUUUACAACAUUCCACAUUUUGGGGAGCGAACAAAUUGAUAAUUUAGUUGAAGAAAUGAAGAAAAAGGAGACUCCUCAUCCAGAUGAAAUUAAUAACUUCGUGCAAGUGUUUCUGAUGUGUAUGAUGCAAUGCCUUCUAGAAAAUAUGUCCAAAGUCUUAAAAACAGAAUGCAAAAGAGAUUGCACAAACAUAAGUGAGAAUGAACAAAAGGUUCUAUUUUACAUUUCUGGAUAUAUUAUCCACGCAUUGAAUAAAAAGUAUUCAAAGUCGGGAACACUAAACAAACAGAAGCUGGACCUGUUGUUAGGAUUUGUGACAGAAAAAACUAGUACGGUAACACGAAAGUAUGCCACAAUUAUUCAAAAUAAGGACAGGUGUGGGCUGAAACUACCAAAAGAAGGCUACUUGAGGAUAUUUCUCAAUUAUUUGUGACUGUGAGGGGGUUUGCUAUGGCAAAACUUCAAAGAAAUAAACUUUAUCAAAGUGACAAAUCAGGCAACAGUUUUCGUGCAGCACUUAAGGAAAAGUGUGCGAAUGCAAUAAAAUGACUUAAAAAGGAUGCCGGUCAACUCACACGUUAGUCAACUGGCAUGUUUUUGGUCGACUUGCACUAUUUAAAGUCAACUUGAUAAUGUUUUGGAAACGUAAAUUGUCAUUGUAAUUAUGAUAUUUGUUAGGAAACAGUAUUACUGAACAUUUACCAUGCUCUAAAAUAUCCAUUAUAUGCAUAUUUUGAAUGUUUAAAACCCUGAAAAUUAUAAAGCGUUGCAACGCGAAACGAUUACAUAAUCUGUUGUUGUAUAUUUUGUUUUAUAAAUAAAAAUGAGAAAAAUAAAUAAAUAAAUUCAAAAUA